Molecule: messenger RNA, 2125 nt
Organism: Danio rerio (zebrafish)
Lineage: Eukaryota; Metazoa; Chordata; Actinopteri; Cypriniformes; Danionidae
Gene: fkbp8
Product: FKBP prolyl isomerase 8
Molecular function (GO): peptidyl-prolyl cis-trans isomerase activity; isomerase activity
Source: RefSeq, marked provisional
CAGAGAUUGAUCUUGUGUUGUUGUGAAAGUUGUUGCUGCGCUGCUCUGAGGUGUAUUUUCUUCUCACUGCGAUGGCGGACAGUGAUGUUGUGAAUGGCUCUGCGGAUGACCACGAGGUGGCGCCGUUGGCUAAGAAAUCUGCUGGCGCUUCACUGCUGGACAGCAGAGAAGACUUUGAGAUGCUGGAACACUUGGAGGAUGACGUGGAUGACGAUCUCCCGCCUUUAGAAGAUGCAGGUGGAGGAAAGAAGAAGAGCAGUCCUGCUAAAGACCCUGCAAAAGAAGACAAAUCUGCAGAAAGUCCUUCUGCAGAACCAGAAGAGUGGCUGGAUGUUUUAGGAAAUGGGCAGCUGAGAAAGAAAGUUCUGGAAGCUGGAGCAGGUCCAGACAGCAGACCACAGAAGGGCCAGAAUGUCACAAUUCAUCUUAAAACUGCUCUUACUAAUGGAACUGUGGUAGACGAGCUGAAAGAUUUAUCAUUUACACUUGGGGAUGGGGAUGUCCUUCAGGCGCUGGAUCUCACUGUACAGCUGAUGGAAAUGGGUGAAAAGGCUUUAAUUGAAGCGGCUGCUAAAUAUGCAUAUGGUGCCCUUGGCAGCUCUGCUCCUGCUGUUCCUCCUGAUGCUGAUCUCCUCCUGGAGGUGCAGCUGUUGUCUGCUGAUGAAGCCCUGGACCUGGAGCUCAUGCCACCGUCUGAGAGGAUCAUUCUGGCCAACAGGAAGCGAGAGAGAGGAAACGUCCACUACCAGCGCGCCGACUAUGCCUUUGCUGUCAACUCGUACGGAAUUGCGCUACAGAUAACUGAAGCAAGUUCGAGAGUGGAUAUCAGUCAAGAAGAAGAGGAAGAACUUUUGGACAUGAAGGUGAAAUGUCUGAACAAUAUGGCGGCUGCUCAGCUUAAGCUUGACCACUAUGAAGCCGCACUGCGCUCCUGCGUCUCUGUUCUGGCGCACCAGCCGGACAAUGUCAAAGCCCUGUUCCGCAAAGGCAAGGUCCUGGCUCUGCAGGGAGAGUUUGCUGAAGCCAUUAAAACACUGAAAAUGGCUUUGAAGUUGGAGCCAAGUAAUAAGACUAUCCACGCUGAGCUGUCGAAGCUUGUGAAGAAACACUCGGAGCAGAAAGGAGCCGAACAGGCCAUGUAUAAAAAGAUGCUGGGUAACCCGUCCAACAGCAGUGUGCAGAAACACCGUGCCAAGUCCUCAUGGGGUCUCAGCUGGAAGUGGCUCUUUGGGGCUACAGCCGUUGCAAUUGGUGGUGUAGCUUUAUCAGUCGUCAUCGCAGCUAGAAAUUAACUGAAGUCAGCUGUGAUGGAUGAUGACGUGGUGCUGAAGAUCUUGAGCUCAACAGGCCCCUGAAACACCUCACUGACCUUUAUUGUACAAAAAAAUUAGAUUUAAAAGAGAAAUUGUUGUAUGUUUUGUUGAGCUCCAUCUCACCCUGUUGGUUUUAAGUAAUGUUCCCGCUUUACUUUCAAUGCAUGAAAGAUCAGCUGGGGAAGAAAUAGAUGCGAGAGAUAAUAUAUAAUAAUUCCUAUUUAUGUACAGAGAAGUUUCUAGUUGUAGUUAAGAGAUGUGUGGAUGUACAGAAUGACGCUGGACCGUUUUGCUGCAGAAUUCUUUGACUGAAAACAGCAUUUGUGAAGUUUCGUGAUCUUAUUUUUGGUGAACUGAAACUUGCUUGUGAACAGUCAAGAAUAUGAUUGUAUGCUUUUUUUUCUUCAUCUUUAACUUCUAAUGCUAAAGAAAGAGAACACUAUUUCAAAGGUCCUUACACUUCCGUGGUACACUAUUCACUAUUUCUUCUGCCUUAGCUUCAUAGGCUCCAAAAUAUCACUGCACCAAGCGGAUGUGUUCAAAUCAGCUGUCUCUCAAUUAUGUUUCCAGAAUUUUUGCAGUUUUUACAGCGCCUACAAGAAUUCUGUGCAUUCCGUUAGAAUUAUUUAUUUAGGAUGACAGAAAUGUGACCAUUUUAAAUUAUCCUUACAUUGAUCGUCUCAGUUCCCCAUUCCAUUUUCUUUUGUUGUAUUGGUAGCUUCCAACAUUCCCUUUUAAGUUGUUUUGUAUUUCCUCAAAUAAACUUUUGCACUUUCUGUUCAUAUGAUUGAAAAUAAAGUGAUUUCUUUAAA